Hyalella azteca is the source of this 2551-nucleotide messenger RNA. RefSeq names its product mucin-5AC-like. The coding region runs from base 46 to 2304 and encodes 752 amino acids. NCBI's taxonomy places the organism in Eukaryota, Metazoa, Arthropoda, Malacostraca, Amphipoda, Hyalellidae. The record is from RefSeq and is a predicted model, not a curated record. The transcript is spliced from 11 exons.
UUCCUCACUCUAUUUGAUCAUCUCUUCACCAUCACAACCAACGAGAUGGCGUUGAAAUUACUAUCACUCAUUCUUUUCGUCGCGGUGCUGAGCUUCGACUUCAAUGCUUGUGUUGGACAAAGCGACACCAACUUUUACUUUACGUUCGAUGACGAUUUGCAAGGACUAACGGUGCACAGGGGCACCUGGAAAUGGUCUGACAUGGCAAGCAUGCAGUACAAAGUACCUCCUGGUAAAGAUGGCUUUGCAGUUUACGACAAACCACGUGAAGGGGACGAGCUAUACUCUGAUUUUAUUCCACUAGAUUACGGCUUAAAUUACACCAUCACGUUCUUCCUCAACUCAAAGUACGAACAGGGAACAACGUUUGCCUUGCACAAACUCUCCCGUUCUGGCUAUUACCUUGAGAUCAUUGCCGACUACACGUAUCUCUCCAGUCCCCUCAACAAGAACUGGAUGACCGUCUCUGGAUAUGUGCCACCAGAAUCUCACGCUUUGUUUGCGCUAUUCUGCCAGUCUGAAUAUUCCAAUCCAAACGGCAUCAAUGGUUAUCUCUGGGGUUGUGCUGUGGACUCAAUGAACCUCAUCACAGGACCUGACCCAACCUCUACCGCACCCCCCACCACAACAACCACCUCAACCACUACAACUCCCACUACAACCACUACAACAACUCCUACCACGACCACUACAACUCCCACUACAGCUACAACGACCACAACUACAACAACACCCACAACUACAACAACCCCAACUACGACAACUACAACAACACCAACUACGACAACAACCCCAACUACGACAACAACUACAACAACCCUAACUACGACAACCUCAACUACGACAACAACUACUCCAACCACUACUACCAAACCUCCUCCUCCUGUGAUUGACUUCAACUUCACGUCGGGUACCCAAGGCUGGGUGUUGGGGAGCAGCAAUGGGGCAGCCUGGAGACGGCAAAACACCAGCGGGGAGUAUGCCAUUGAAGUUGUGGGGUCACCAGUUAUUUCAGGUGUGGUUUUGGCCACGAGUCCGCGCUUGAUCGUGUGGAAGGAAGGCGAAGUGACCGUGUCUGUGACGUUUAGCGUGGAAGGAUCUUAUGAGUAUCCUGCAUCCCUCAGAGUUCGACGCUCCUACUCCUACAAUAACUUCGACCCUAAUCCCGCAAUUUCGAUGGAUGACUUCGGAACGAACGGUACCUUCGGUUACGAGACCUACACCGACACAUUCCGCAACCUGGUGCCCGGCGAAAAAUUCUUCAUUGUUUUGGAGGGGUCGCUGGGCAUUGACCAGGGCAACGUAAUCUCUGUUACGGCGAUGCAGCUCGUGGGCGCCUCGCCAUACCCCGUGCCUGAGCAGGACUUCUUCGACUUCCAUGGCGGCCUUGUGGGUUGGUCACAAGGCAACAUGGACGGUGGCAGGUGGCAGGUGGAAGACUACCGAAAAGUAGGCGUGACCAUCCCCAAGCCCACUGGGCUCAACGUUCUCUACGUCGACAGAUACGACAUUUUCAGCGGCGUGAUGACCAUCGAGUCUCCUCCCCUCUCCACCAUCACCGGCUCAAACAAGACUAUCAGCGUCCGGGUCUCGGUUCGAGGCAGCCACGACAACCCAGUAUCUUUGAGACUGCGAGCCAAAUCUCUGGACGGAGACUACGAUAACCUUCCCUUCGUCUCGGUGCUCGUGAAGGCUGACAACUUGAACUGGCAGGUCGUGACGGCAAGCUACCAAGUAUACAACGAGUUCUUCCAGCUCGUGAUCGAGGCUGAUCUUGGCAGGGGCAGUUCAAACUUCAUCGCCAUCGACACGAUUUCCGUCAGAUCCGAUGAUCCGAUCACUGAUAGUCCUACCACUGAUGAUACAACCACGUAUGGUACUACCACUGAUGGUGCUACCACUGAUGGUGCUACCACUGAUGAUACUACCACUGAUGAUACUACCACUGAUGCUGCUACCAUUGAUGAUACUACCACUGAUGCUACUACCACUGAUGAUUCUACCACUGAUGCUACUACCACUAAUGGUGCUACCACUGAUGAUACUACCACUGAUACUACCGCUGAUGGUACUACCACUAACGGUAUCACUGAUGGUACUACCACCGAUGCUACUACCACUGAUGCUACUACCGCUGAUGGUACUACCACUAAUGGUAUCACUGAUGGUACUACCACUGCAGGUACUACCACGGCAGGUACGACCACUAAUAUUACGAUCGGUGAAAGUACAAUCACUGAAAAUCCGACAUCCAAUGAGACAACAAUCAGAGCAGGAAGAUUCGACAACUAUGAUUGGGAAUGAUAGGCCGCAAGUUUAUACAUAACUCUGUCGCCUUCAGCCAAAAUUCGUCACCCGCUAACAAACUUUUUUACCUGAAACCAAAUUUCACCACCAAAUCCAAACUUCUUUGCCCUCAAACAUAAUUCGUCACCUAGAAAUAAAAUUUUAUCAAAGUAAUAAGUAAGUAAAACCAGGAAUGAAGAGCGCUGAUUUGCUGCUAAUGUAUCGUGAAUAGUACUUCUUCUCUGAUAAUAAACUCAAGCCAUAC